Molecule: messenger RNA, 5930 nt
Organism: Porites lobata
Lineage: Eukaryota; Metazoa; Cnidaria; Anthozoa; Scleractinia; Poritidae
Source: the annotation of a GenBank genome assembly
UAUCACUGAGUUCGUUUUCAUCGCUCUUGACUGGCACUCCUGAUUUAGCUCUCGUUGGUGGUUUGUAUAACAAUUCUUCAUACAGAAUAUAUUUAAAGAGGGCAAAUGUUAAUUUUUGCUGUUUGCAGGGAAGUUUUUUUUUAUAGAUAUGUGUUUGCUAAAACAUUGUAGUGUUUUGCAGUUCAAAAUGAUCUGAGAUGACUCAGAGGGAAAUCAAAAAUCGAAACAAAACAGUCAGAUCUAAACUUUUAUCCUAUAAAAACGUGGCGGGUUGUAAAAUAACUCACUAAAAUCAAUUUGGAAAAAUUUUCGAGCUGCUCUAAGUCCGUAUCAGUUUCUUUUUCGAUUUUGGAAGACGUUUACAGCCCGGCUGAAAUCUCCAUUAUUUCGAUUCAAUGCCCGAUUCAAACUGGAUUUCUUUGGGGAAAAGGUCAUUUGGAAAAUUCCAUAUUUCAAAAGUUUAAACAGAAGUUCAGUCACCGUCCGUUCACCCGGACGAUCAUACUCAACCGACUUAUGAAAUGACUCCUGGCUUCAAACCUUUCGCAGAAUUUAAAAAGAUGACCUAUCAUUUUAGUCCUGGAUCCUGGAUUCUAUUUCGACAAAAGAGAAACAAAGUACUUUCACUUUGAUAAGGGAAACCAUGUUACAUUUCCAAGGGGGGUCUUGUGUUUUUGAAACCCCUUGGGAGUAAUUGAAAGUGAAUGGAGUUUCGAAUUGCUUGUUAAAUCAAAAUAUUUGACUGGAAAAGAGAAGUCAGUAUCAGUUUUGGAAUUGUUGAAUUUAAAGUUGGAGGAUUCUGGUUGUACAUUGUACAACGUUGCGGGGCGCUAGUGGUCAUGAAUAUAGCUUUUCCUGCCAAGAUGAAGGAUUUUUCAAAUCUUCCUUAAACAACAUAAGCCCAGCAGCACAAGCAAUCUUAUGUCAAAAACUUGGACCUUGCAACUUGGCUUGACUGUCUUUUGUAAUGUAGCAUCUUGAAUUUACAUUAGUCCGAAAUGAACACGGUGGUUACCUUAAGAAACGCCUCUUUUGAAUUCAAUUUUGAUUAAUUUUAAGGUUGACCUAAAAAUGUAAGCUUUUAAGAGUCUUAUAUUUAGGUUGUUUUAGUCGCCGAGGUCGGGUGAAAAUUUCUUCGUUCGUCAGAACAUAAUUUACAAAGGCUUGAUCCCUUUUGGUACUUCAUUUAAGAACAUAUCGAACCAGAAUGGCCUGGUUGAAUUUCUGAAUCAAUUCAAGUAGUCCAUAUAGCUCCCCAAUUCACUGAAUCUAUUGCGGCUCAAAGCUCUUAAAAAAAACAGACAGAAAAAAACGAACAGACAGCCUAAGAGAGGCGGCUAUCAGUCCAAUUUAAAUAUUUUACAAUUUAAUAAAAACAUUCAUAAUCCAGUAAUGCUUCUAGUCAAAAUUGGAAAUCACUCAAAAAUCCGUGUUUUCGCAGAUCAGUAUUAUCGCGCCAACGGGAAAAAGCCCUUCCAAAUGAACAAAAAGGAAUAAAAUUAAACCUUAUCCUGGCCAAGAUAUAAACGGCUGCGUAAAUAAGGCUUGGUUUCUCGAAACCUUGCUCCUUCAUCUCAAGAUGUUGGUCUUUGCUUAUAUUCGGACUGGCAAGUAGCCGUCUGCAGGAGUUCUGACUAGGAGGCUGAAGGGCUGAGAAGGAAUAAUGGAGUAAGGAUAAAAAAAUUGAGCAGAAAAGAAAAAAAUGAAAAAUUCCCUUUGUGGAGGAUUAAUGGAAUAAAGAAAGGUUAUAUUUAUUCUUUCAGCCCCGAAGCCCACCCGCCUCUAGACGCUGGCUGAUUAUGGAGGGAAGGCCGUCCAGCAAAAAUUUUGGGAGGUAUAUGAGUGGCUGAAUGCGUUACAAUUUUCUUUUUAUUUUUGUUUGUUAUUUCUAGAAAAAAAAUGGCUGCAAAAUUGCUGAUCGCUUGUUUUCUCUUGGCAAUGGUUUCACUCGCAGCAUGCAAACCUCGCGGAAUGAUGAAUCCUUUUGCGAAGCUGUUCCAAAGAGGUAAGGUAGCGAAAUUAAGUAGUCAAUAUAAAUAAUUAAGAAUUAUUCCACAAGUUCACGUUGGAUAUACGCUAUAAUCAUCUAAUAUCCAACAAGCGCGACAGGAAUAAUUGUUUUUUAUUAAAACGCCCACAAAAUAUCGAGAAUUCUUCCCGACUUUAUUUGUAAAAGCAACCGAUUUUCAGCUUGUUUUUAAUUUUGAGCAGAAGCGUGCAGUUACCAUAUUUGGAGAGCACGGUAUAAUGGCCCAUAUACUAUUAUGGCUAAGCCAAUUAGAGCUCUAGAAUUGCAUCAUCCAGUGAUUCAGAUAUACGAUUUGGGCUAAAAGGAUUAUCGCAUUGCAGACUGACAAUAUGAUACCGUACAGCUGCUGAGGUUUGUUGGGAUUCAUGCAUUGGCAGGCUCGCUCCCCACUUCCUCCCCAAAUUGUCUUCUUCGCAGUCCAUUUUAGGAUGCCAUGCAUCACUCCCCGAAAAGUAACGUUGGGUAACAUUGCAAAAAAUGGCCACGGAGGAGGCUACUUUUCCCCAGCCUCCUUUUAUAUGUUCGUUUCUGGACUGGAUACUACCGUAAAAGCAACUGACAACCAGGGCCUGGUUGAUCAAAGCUAUGUUUAGUAAAUUCAGUUUUGUCAAAAAGUUGAUGAUUGGAUGCUCUUAAAUAUAACGAGAAAAUUAUCGAAUUAAAGACUAAAGAAACCCGGAAUAAAUUUAACCCUGGGUUAAGCAUGAUCGGCCUUCGAACAACUGGGCCCAGCAAUAUACAGUAAAACUUAAAUUUAAAUUACGACCUCCCCCCUCCACCCCCCAUUUUUCUUCAAAAGUAAGUGUUUACGAAACUACGACUGCGACGGCAACAGGAACGUCGAAAAAGCAAGAUGGUUAAGGAGUAAAACAAAACCUUAAUUAUGUUAUCAUUGUAUUAUGUCUUAGGAUACGAAAGGGUUCGAGGUCCGGAUUCCACCCUGAUAUGCGAUUAUCUUUCUCAGCUCAAUGGAAACACUCUCAAUAUCAGGUCAAAUGAAUUUUCUAAGUGUCUUAAAAAUGGCAGCGACCGUUUAUCAAAGGAACAACUAACAGCGUCGCCGUCGCUUCAGCUCCCUUAUUGCUACCCUGGUAACUUGACGCCACACUUCUCCUCUCUAUUGACCACUCCAGGAAAUACCAUAACAUACCAUAAUGCUCUUUGUUUGUCACCCCAAAAUUUUGCAUAAGCAUUGUUUUCAGUUUCUCUUGGGGCCAUUUUAACUCUCAAGACAAACUGAAGAAAAUGCUUAUGCAAAAUUUUGUGGUGAAAAACAAAGAGCAUUAUGGUAUGUUAUGGUAUUUUUUGAGCUGUUAAUUGUAACAAUCCCUUUUUUUGGUGCAAUUUUAAACAGGUUUGAUGUAUGGAUACGAAAAGCGUGCUGCUGCGGCCUGUUCAGACACGUGUUCCAGUUAUGCCAACUGUCAGGGUGAGAUAGCUGGAGUCGGGGCAUACUUCCAAGUUGAGGGAUCAUGUCCUGCAGGCUUGGUCUGCUGCUACUUUUAUGAAUACGAAUAACAGCUUCGAAAUGGUAGAGCGAGUUUAAGGUAUGAGAAGAAAUUCAAACUCACACGUGGCGACUUAUAACUUUCUUGGGUAAAAUUUUUAGGGUAGUAUUCUGCGGGUUCUCUUCUAUUUAAACUGUGUAGGGCGUGGUUAUGGAACAACUGAACAUUAACUGCAAAGGACCACAAACGAUUAUGCCCUAGAACGUAGGCCCUCCCGGAUUCUCGUAAUAUGGCGUGAUUCGGUAGGUGUGACCGAGUCCAAUGUUAGGGCUUUUUUUAAUUGUGCGGGUAUCAGUCCCAGCAGAGCUUUUCUGUAUGUUUGUUACGCCGUUCUGAUGAGCCACAAAAAUGACAAAACAGCUGUCAACGGCUACGCCCUCACUUUCGAAAGCUUUUAUCGGUGUCGAGUUUAUUUCUCGCAAAGUUAAUUUUCGCGUUGUACGAUCAGCUUUGCACUGGUUUAAGGUCAUGUGGUUUAGGACCCAUCUGGCUCUAAAAUUGCUUCGCCAGUUUGGCUCGAGUAAGACCACAACCAACAACUGCUCUCUUAUUAUAACGGACACCUCCUUGUAAAGACGAACACUUCACUAAGACCCCGUUACUAACAAAAGUUCUCUCGGGAUGGCCCUCGGGAUAGAGGGUCACCCUCCUACCCGAGUCAACUUUAGCAAGCGUUCUUCUUGCCCGAGCCUUGCUCUGAUUGUUUAUAGCACCCCUCCUGGAACUGUCACGAAAAUUCUGAAUGAUUUGAAAUGGCCAACACUCGAGAAAAGAAGGAUUGAAAGUGACACUAAUCACAAUGAUGUUUAAAGUUACCGUAGUUUCUGGUCGAUCAGCUACACAGUUUUUAUCCUAAUGUAUGUUAUUUAAAAGACGACAGGGCACUAGACAAUUCCAUCCUAAGAAAUUCAUUCAAGUUUGUGCUAGAACAAAGAAAUCAGUACCAACAUGGUUUUAUUGCAUGUAAAAUCAGAGACUGGAACUCUUUGCCAAAUAGCCUCAUUGAAAAGCAGUCAGUGGAGGCUUUCAAAAUGGCCGUCAUGUGCCAUCUUUAGAAACGCUGACCCAGGAACUUUUCUUUUUUUUUUUUUAACGUAAGCACAUGCACAUUUGCACACCUGCCGUGAUCGGAUCAUACCCUUUGCCAGCUAUAUAUAGACAUAGUAGAGAUUCUAUUUUCGCGGGAAAAAGUGCCUUAAAAUGUGUCUAAAAAUAAACUGGUCUGUAAAAACGCCGUGACAUAGGCCCAGUACGGGAGAUGCUCGCUCCAGGUUAUGGGCUCCCGCCUUUCCAGAUUAAGCGAUUAGAGUUAGAGUUUAGGAUAGGACUGGGCAAGCCGGCCAAAGUGUUUAUAUGGUGAAAAGUUGGCCCGGCUAGGAGGGUAAACGUACCAAUUAAAAAGGGUGACCUAGCUAGGUGGGUCAUCCUUCUUGCCGAGCCAACAUUUUGUUUCUGAUGUAAACGGUUGGUCAAGUUUUGUAACGAAAUGUAGGAAAAGUUGGCAUGCCCAUUGUAGCUCGGGUAGACGAGUAAUCCUUCUACCAAGGACAAUUUUUCUUCAAUAUAAACUGAACCUAAGACGGACAAUUCGCCCCAUGUAAUAGAAUCCGGGAAAUUUUUGCUUGUGGAAUCGGGAAUCCUGGGUUUUGGAAUCUGAAAAUACAGCUCAAGGAAUACGGAAUCCCAGAAACGAUUGGAAUCCAGAAUCCAAGUUCCAACUGACAAAUACUGAAAUCCAGUACCUAAAAUUCGGAACCCAAAGCGUGGAAUCCAGGAUCCAAGACUGUCCUGGAUCUCCUAUACAUGGAGCGAGACAAAGGACACUAUUGAAACAGACCACGGACACUUGGGAAGUACAUGAUGUAUUGAAAAGGGGAAACGGAAAUUAAAUGCUCUACAUUCCAGUAAAUUGCAAUUGUAUUAUCAUUAUUUCGUCGUCUUGUUUCAGUUCGCUGAGUGUAUACUGUAACGCGUUUAGGCCACUAAGCUUGAACGUUUGCUUGUAUUGACCGUUUGCACACUGAGAAAUUGAUUCUACAUUCUAUUACAUUGUUCCACUUUUAACUAUGGUAUCGAUUAUCUCUGAUCUCACCAACAAUAAUUGUCGAAGUGCUUGGGAGGGAGACCAUAUUAUGUUCCUAUUAUGGAACCAUUGUCUGGAAUUGAGUAUAAUUAGCAAUUAUUGGAAAAGAGUGAGUAUGAUAUGAAGAAUUAAGCAGAUUGAGGAGGUGGGAAAAUGGGAUCUGUACCAGCUCUUUAACCCUUGUUUUUCUUUCAGAUAAAGUUGGAUGGAAACUCCACUUUUGCAGAGGAAAAAACCGCAACUAGAAUCAAGCAGAUGUCUAUAAUACAAUUAUACAUUUCUGUAUAUUAUUAACACCAAAUAAAUUAAC